Prorocentrum cordatum is the source of this 3362-nucleotide messenger RNA. NCBI's taxonomy places the organism in Eukaryota, Dinophyceae, Prorocentrales, Prorocentraceae. The record is from the annotation of a GenBank genome assembly.
CCCCCCUGGCGGCGCCCCCCUCUCCUGCGGCGCCCUCCAGCGAUGGUCCACAACUCGUUCAGCAUCCUCGCGGUGGCCCUGUGCCUGACGACCUUCUGGGCCAUUUCCUCGCCAGCGACGCCCGAGGCACAGCUGACGCUGCCGAGCCCGGCGGACAUGGAGAAGCUCAUCUGCAAAGCCACGUCGCAGAAGCAGGUCGAGGACAAGGCCGUUGACGAGAUCUGCCAGGUGAUCACGGAGAAGUUCCCCAGUAGCAAGUUCAACCCCGAUUGCAAGACAAACGUCGAGGCCGUCUGGGACGCGGCGGUGGCCAAGUGCCCGCAGGCGCAGCUGACGAUGCCGAGCCCGGCGGACAUGGAGAAGCUCAUAUGCGAGGUCGCGUCGCAGAAGCAGGACGAGAACAAAGCCGUUGACGAGAUCUGCCAGGUGAUCGCGAGGAAGUUCCCCAACAUCAAGUUCAACCUCGACUGCAAGACAGACGUUGAGGCCGUCUGGGACGCGGCGGUGGACAAGUGCCCGCAGGCGCAGCUGACGCAGCCGAGCCCGGCGGACAUGGAGAAACUCAUCUGCGAAGCCGCGUCGCAGAAGCAGGUCGAGGACAAAGCCGUUGACGAGAUCUGCCAGGUGAUCACAGAGAAGCUCCCCAGCAUCAAGUUCAACCCCGAAUGCAAGACAGACGUCGAGCCCGUCUGGGACGCGGCGGUGGCCAAGUGCCCGCAGGCGCAGCUGAUUCUGCCGAGCCCGGCGGACAUGGAGAAACUCAUCUGCGAAGCCGCGUCGCAGAAGCAGGACGAGGACAAGGCCUAUGACGAGAUUUGCCAGGUGAUCACGGAGAAGUUCCCCAACGUCAAGUUCAACCUCGAUUGUAAGACAGACGUCGAGGCCGUCUGGGACGCGGCGGUGGCCAAGUGCCAGCAGGCAGAGGUUGAGGAGGCCGAGGAACGGGCGGCCGUCUCCCGAGGCUGGGAGGUGGAGUUCGACCUGCUGGAAGGCAGCUUCUCCCUGCUGCUCCCGGAAGCCAGGAGCGAGGCCGCUGACCUGCUGCAGCGUCUGCGCAUGGUCGUCGCCAACGGCGCCGUGUCGGCGCUGGAGGUGCUCCUGGCGGAGAGCACGCGGGCGGACGGCUGGCUGAACGCCGAAGAGCUCGCCAGCGGCCUGGCUCGGCUCGAAGUCCCUGGUGCCUCCGUCGCCGCGGCGCAGCAGCUCAUCGACAGCCUGCACGACAGCGUGGCCGCCCACGGUCAGGUCGUCGUGGUCGGCCUGUUCAUCGCGCUGUCGAGUGAGCUCGCGCCCGCUGCGCGCGCCGUCGACGGGGACGGGCCAGAGGUGCUGGGCGCAAGGCUGCGGUGGGCGUGCUGGCGCCGCGGCAAGCCCGAGAGAGACGUGCGCGCGAAGCUGGCCGGCGUGCUCGACGCUCCUGGCGCCGACGCUAGGCUCGCGGCCCGAGAGUUGUGCUCCGAGCUGGGCUUGGACGAAGCCACCGCGGAGGCCCUCGGUGAGAGCUUCGACCGGCUGCGCGCGGACUUUUGCGCGGCACUGCCGCCAUGGCGCUGCCUGCCGAGCCAGGACAGGGCAUCGCUGCUGGCGCGCUUCGUGGAACACCUCGCGACGUACCGCGCAAUACUGGUGCCUCGGCUCUGCGACGAGAUGACGCUCGACGCUUUCCUGGUCGUGGCGUCCGAGCUUGGAGACGCAUGGUCGAGGACUGACCUGACGCAGGUCGCCCUGCUGGCGGAGUGUUCGCCGGGCCCGCCGCCGGGCGAGGCUCCGAUAGUGGAUGGCCUGCGUCUCGCGCGCGCAGUGCAGCCUGGCGGGCUAUCGAGCGAGUUCGAGAUGGAGGCAAAGGCUGUCUCGGCCCAGGCGGCGGCCGCCUGCGAGGAGGCGGCAGGCCAGCCCUCGAGGAAGGCCACGCCGAAGAGGCGCGCGGAACUGGUGCCCGUUGGCGGGGCGCGUUUGGAGACGCGGCCCCAGGCCGCCGCUGCUGCUUCCGCCAGUGCGCCCGCGGAGCCGCCGCCGCCGCAGCCUGUUCCGCCUGCGACGCCAGCCGUGGUGCUGACGAGUCAGGGGGAUGGCCCUGGGAUGUACCGCGUCCUGGAGAAGGAGCUGCCCGUGAACGCUGACGCCUCGCGCACGAGCGCCGCGGUGGCGCAGCUGGCCCCGGGCACAGUGAUGCAGGUGGUCGAGCUGGCGGAGCAGCUCGACGGCGGAAGGAGGCGGGCGCGCAUCGCUCAGCCAGCCGGGUGGGUCACGCUGGCCAACGAGACGUCUGGCUUCCGCUUUGCCGAGCGCUUCGGCGAGCCGCCCCUUCAGCCCGCGCCCGCCGCCGCUUCGCAGGCCCCAGCCGCCCCGCCUGCGCCGCCCGCCGCCACCUCGCAGGCCUUAGCGGCCCCGCCUGCGACGCCAGCCGUGGUGCUGACGAGUCAGGGGGAUGGCCCUGGGAUGUACCGCGUCCUGGAGAAGGAGCUGCCCGUGAACGCUGACGCCUCGCGCACGAGCGCCGCGGUGGCGCAGCUGGCCCCGGGCACAGUGAUGCAGGUGGUCGAGCUGGCGGAGCAGCUCGACGGCGGAAGGAGGCGGGCGCGCAUCGCUCAGCCAGCCGGGUGGGUCACGCUGGCCAACGAGACGUCUGGCUUCCGCUUUGCCGAGCGCUUCGGCGAGCCGCCCCUUCAGCCCGCGCCCGCCGCCGCUUCGCAGGCCCCAGCCGCCCCAGCUGGGGCCCUCGGAGCACUGGCGGGCGUCCCAGGAGCCGCCACGCCGCCUUUGGCACAGGCCCCAGCGGUGUUGGUUGGAGUUUGGGGGGCGCAGGCGGGCGUCCUUGGCGCCGCCGCGCCGCCGCCAGCACAGGCCUCCGCGGCGCCGACCGAGGCCCCUGCUGGAGCAUUGGCGGGGGGCGCCCUGGGCGCCGCCGCGCCGCCGUCGAUGGCGCAGGGCACCGUCAGCGCGGCGACGAGCUUCGCCGCGUCACCGCGGGCAGUCUCGUUCGCGGACGGGGCCGAGGCCGACGUGCUCGAGGAGGACAAGAAGGACGAGGAGGACGACUAUAGCGAGGAAUUCGACGGGGGGGAGCUGUCGGACGAGUCCACCUCGUCGUAGUGCGUAGAUCGGGGGCCUUUCUUUUCUCCUUCCCCUCCCCUCCCCCCUCCUCGUCUUCCUCCUGGUCCUUUCCAUCCUCCACCUGCCAGUUCUGUUCUUCCUGCGUCCCCACUGGUCUCACCGGUCGCGCGGCGGAAGCUUGCUGGGCGACCCGUGCUGGAGCUCGUGCGCGCGCGCGAAAGGGAGGCCCACCUUCUUCCUCUGGUUGGCGCCAGCUGUACGUACCCCGACACCGAUUCUGGCCAGGGCCACUGGCCCAUCCUGAGCGA